GUACCGGGGAUUUGGAAGCAGGCCCGGAGGUGGUGCGAGGGUAGAUCCCAGGAAUCUGGGGGUGAUCCCGAAAAUUUCGGGGAGAUCCCAGGGGCAGUAUCGAGGGUCCAUGGUAGUACCGGAGAAGGGGAGCCGGCCCCGGGGGCGAUCCCGGAGGCGGUACCGGGGAUCUGGGGGCGGUCCCGAGCCGGUCACGGUCUCCCGACAGGGGUCGCGAAGAAGAGCCCGGGGCACUCCCUCGGCGCGGGGCCAGGACCGGUGCCAGAAGCCGCGGGCGGUGCCAAGGGCGGUCCCGAUCUCCCGGCAGGCGGUCCCGAAGAAGACCCCGGGGCAGUCCCUCGGUGUGGGGCCGGAGCCGGUACCGGGAGCCCCGGGCGGUGCCAAGGGCGGUCCCGAGGCGGAGCCGAUCGCGAUCGCAGUGCUAGUGCCGGUGUCGGGGCAGCGACGGAGCCCGGGGCAUGGCGGGCCUGGGUGCCUCGGAACCGGGCACCGGCCCCGGUGCUGUCCCGGCCACUCGCGUGGAACUCACAGUGUCCUGCAGCUCCUGGACAGGGACACCUUCUCCAAGUCGGACCCAAUCUGUGUGCUGUACACGCAGAGCCCUGGCAGCCACCAAUGGCGGGAGUUUGGCCGAACCGAGGUCAUCGACAAUUCCCUGAAUCCUGACUUCCUGCACAAGUUUGUCCUUGAUUAUUGCUUUGAGGAGCGGCAGAACCUCCGCUUUGACCUGUAUGAUGUGGACUCCAAGAGCCCUGACCUCUCCAAGCAUGAUUUCCUCGGCCAGGCAUUCUGUACCCUGGGAGAGAUCGUGGGCUCAGCUGGCAGCCGCCUGGAGAAGCCCCUGACGAUGGGGACAGCCACCAUGCAUCCCCGGGGCAGGAGACCUGCCUUGGCUGCCUCCAGUGGUGGCAUUCUAGGGAAGAAGUGCGGCACCAUCAUACUCCUUGCUGAAGAGCUGGUAAACUGCCGGGAUGUGGCCACACUCCAGUUCUGCGCCAACAAGCUGGAUAAGAAGGAUUUCUUUGGAAAAUCUGACCCCUUCAUGGUCUUCUACCGCAGCAAUGAAGAUGGGACUUUUACCAUCUGCCACAAGACGGAAGUGGUGCGGAACACACUGAACCCUGUCUGGGCGGCAUUUGCCAUUCCUGUGUGUGCCCUCUGCAAUGGGGACCAUGACCGAGCCAUCAAGGUAGAGGUAUAUGACUGGGACCGUAAUGGCAGCCAUGACUUCAUUGGGGAGUUCACCACCAGCUACCGGGAGCUGGCACGAGGCCAGAGCCACUUCAACGUGUAUGAGGUGGUGAACCCCCGGAAGAAGAUGAAGAAAAAGAAGUACCUGAACUCGGGGACAGUGACACUGCUGUCCUUCACUGUGGAGGCCGAGCACACCUUCCUGGACUACAUCAGGGGCGGGACCCAACUCAACUUCACAGUGGCCAUUGACUUCACAGCAUCCAAUGGGAACCCGUCACAGCCCACGUCCCUGCACUACCUGAGUCCCUUCCAGCUGAAUGCUUACAGCCUGGCACUGAGGGCCGUGGGGGACAUCAUCCAGGACUACGACAGUGACAAAAUGUUCCCAGCCCUUGGCUUUGGUGCCAAGGUUCCCCCAGAUGGGCACGUGUCCCACGAGUUCCCACUGAAUGGGGAUGCAUCAAACCCGGCGUGCCAUGGCAUUGCGGGGGUGCUGGAGGCAUAUCAGCGCAGCCUGCGCCAUGUCCAGCUCUAUGGCCCCACCAACUUUGCCCCUGUUGUCAACCAUGUUGCCCGCUCGGCGGCCACGGUGCUGGACGGGUCCCAGUACUUUGUCCUCCUCAUCAUCACCGAUGGUGUCAUCUCUGACAUGGCCCAGACCAAGGAGGCCAUCGUCAAUGUGAGACCCUCGUGGUGGCAUUGCGGUGGGUGGUGGCACCCCUGGGUGCUGGGACCCUUGGCUAAUGGGGGCAGCGGGAAGGGAUUGAGACCCUUGAGGGGGUAGGAAAGGUUGGGGACCCCUGGGUGCUGGAGUGUUGAGGAGGAGCUAGAACCCUUAGAGGUCAGGAAGGGGCUUGGACUCCUGGGUUCUAAGGGACUGGGGAUGGCUGGGACUCCUUGGGUGAUGGGGUGGGUGAGGAGGAGCUGGGACCCUGAAGCUGAGAGGGAGGGGUGGGUUGGACCCUUGCAUGCUGGAAGGGAGGGGGGAAGGGGCUGAGACCCCUGGGUGCUGGGGCAGUGAGGAGGGAUUGGGACCAUUGAGAGGUGGGAAAGGGCUUUGACCCCUGGGGUUGAGAAGGGGCUUGGACCCCCAGGGUUCGAUGUGUAGGGGUGUCUGGAAUCCCUGGGUGCUGCAGGGGAGCUGGGAAGUUCCUGGAGCCCCCUGGUGCUGGUGGGGAGGUCUGAGACCUUUGGGUGGUGAGGGGGGUGGUGAGGGACUGGAAUCCUUGAGGGAGGGGGUGUUGGCACUCCUGGGUGCUGUGGGGAGGGAAAGGUGGCUCAUUUGGUGGCAAUAUCAUUAAAUUG
This is a messenger RNA of Taeniopygia guttata (zebra finch), 2499 nucleotides long. Lineage: Eukaryota; Metazoa; Chordata; Aves; Passeriformes; Estrildidae. The record is from RefSeq and is a predicted model, not a curated record.